AUGACAACCCGAUACCGCGUCGAGUAUGCCCUCAAGACCCAUAGACGGGACCAGUUCAUCGAAUGGGUCAAGGGACUCUUGGCCGUGCCGUUUGUGCUCUACUCCCAGCCAACGGGAGUUUUUGGCGAUGACACCAACGUGGCCAAGAUGGCUGAAGAGGCCCACAGACGCUACGCAGAGAUUAUGCGAGACGUUGAAUUGAUGAUUGACGACCACAUCGCCCGCCAAAACCAAGAUCGUAUCUUCCCCUCCAAGCUUGGAAUGCUGGUUCCCACCGCGGGGCCAUUCUUCACGCGGCUACCUUUGGAAGCAGCUUUCAAGUACCAGGAUCGGAAGCGGUACAUCUCGUCAAGACGCUAUGUGGCGCCUUCUUUCAACGAUGUUCGUCUGGUUCUGAAUUCGGCGCAGAUUAUGGCUGUUACGGGCGGCACCCUCCAGCUGGCAACGUUUGAUGGUGAUGUGACACUGUACGAUGACGGACAGAGUUUGGAACCAACAAGUCCCGUUAUUCCACGUCUGCUCGAUCUUUUGCGCAAAAAUAUCAAAAUUGGCAUCGUUACCGCAGCUGGGUAUACCACCGCUGAACGAUACUACGACCGCCUCCACGGCCUCCUUGACGCCAUCGCCACUUCUACAGAUCUCGACCCUGUGCAGAAGCAAAACAUCGUCAUCAUGGGAGGAGAAUCCAACUAUCUCUUCGAAUACGAGCCAUCUUCGCCCUAUCGCCUAGCGCCUGUCCCUCGCCCAGAGUGGCUCACUCCAGACAUGGCGGCCUGGUCAGAGGCAGACAUCAAUGUACUCCUGGACGUGGCAGAAUCGGCUCUUCGAGACUGUAUUCGCACGAUGAAUCUUCCCGCCCUCAUUGUUCGAAAAGACCGCGCCGUGGGAAUCGUCCCCAACCCUCCUGAGAUACAAAUUGCUCGGGAGAGCCUGGAAGAGACUGUAUUGGUGGUACAGCGUAUCCUGGAGCUCAGUGCCUUGGGCUCGCCUUCUCAACAGGCUGGCCAAAGCGCGCAGGGACGCCGCGGAGUUCCGUUCUGCGCCUUCAACGGUGGCCGCGAUGUCUUUGUCGACAUUGGUGACAAGAGCUGGGGCGUGACUGUCUGUCAACAGUGGUUCGGAAGACGCAACGGGGGCACCACUGGAGCUGACGCGGCGCUGACGGCAAUCAGGGGCGAGAAUACACUGCACGUGGGAGACCAGUUUCUGAGCGCCGGAUCCAACGACUUCAAAGCAAGGAGUGUGGGAACAACAGCCUGGAUCGCAAGCCCAGCGGAGACGGUGGAGCUGCUGGAUGAGCUGGCGGAUUUUAUGCAGAAGAAGCUUUCAUGA
This is a messenger RNA of Trichoderma gamsii, 1332 nucleotides long. Its product is annotated as IMP-specific 5'-nucleotidase 1. The coding region runs from base 1 to 1332 and encodes 443 amino acids. The transcript is spliced from 5 exons. Lineage: Eukaryota; Fungi; Ascomycota; Sordariomycetes; Hypocreales; Hypocreaceae. The record is from RefSeq and is a predicted model, not a curated record. Gene Ontology annotation, molecular function: magnesium ion binding. Gene Ontology annotation, biological process: nicotinic acid riboside biosynthetic process; nicotinamide riboside biosynthetic process; nucleotide metabolic process.